Messenger RNA from Rotaria sordida, 216 nucleotides. Lineage: Eukaryota; Metazoa; Rotifera; Eurotatoria; Philodinida; Philodinidae. The record is from the annotation of a GenBank genome assembly.
AUGAGUAGCAUAAGUCCAGCGUGUCAAACAUUAAAAGAUGAAUAUGAUGCAUGUUUUAAUUCAUGGUUUAGUGAACAUUAUUUAAAAGGUGAUACAACAGCUGAUAUGUGUACAAAUCUUUUCAAAAAAUAUCAAGCUUGUAUUAAAGAAGCAAUUAAAGAACAUAAAAUAACAUUAUGGGAACUUGAAAAUGAACCAACAACAAAAAAAAAUUAA